UUGCAGUUUGCUAACUUUGAAACGUCAACAAUCCCAAACCAAAACAUUGAAUUGGGGAUAUAAUUAUUUAAAUAAUUGCUUGUGUAAAAAGCGAUUCGCACAAUUACAAGGAUAGUUAUAAUAAUUAUCUAAAAACGUUGUCGAAAACCGGCAGUGUAAAAGUAUAAUUGAAGUUUUGUGAGGUUAUGUUCGUUGGCCGAGUACGAAUGCGUGGCCGUGUCGUUCGAUGGCUGGCAGUUUGCUGAGAGCGAUGAGAUCGUCUAUAUCUAUGACACCUAAGGUUGUGUUCGUAUUGGGGGGCCCCGGUGCCGGUAAGGGCACUCAGUGCGCCCGUAUCGUGGAGAAUUUCGGUUACGUACACCUGUCCGCCGGUGAUCUGCUGCGGGAAGAGCGCGCGAAGCCCGGUUCCGAAUACGGCGAGUUGAUCGAAAGUUACAUUAAAGAUGGAAAGAUCGUUCCUGUGGAAAUUACCUGCAGUUUAUUGCAGAACGCAAUGAAAUUGAGUGGAAAGGACAAAUUUUUAAUUGACGGCUUUCCGAGGAACCAGAACAACUUGGACGGUUGGAACAAAAGUGUUGGGUCGUCUGUAGAGCUACAAUUUGUUCUUUUUUUCGAUUGCCCCCUGGAGAUAUGCACCCAGAGGUGCUUGCAGCGCGGUGCUGCCGGUAGCGGGAGGACAGACGAUAAUAUGGAGAGUUUAAUUAAGAGAUUCAAUACCUACCAGUCAGAAACCAAACCCAUUAUUGACCAUUACCAAAAUUUGAACCUGGUACGUAAAAUAGAUGCCACCAAGUCCACUGAUGAAGUGUUUGAGGAAGUCAAGAAGUUGUUUCAAGCUGGCAGUGGGGAUGCUUAAGUUCUGCAACAUUCCAGGAUAUUGAGUUACUUAGACUAGUCAAGUUAUAAUAUGAUUUGUAAAUUAUUAAUUUUGCUGAUGUAUUUUGUGGAAGUUUUAAAUAAAAGCCAGGAGAUUAUAA
Molecule: messenger RNA, 977 nt
Organism: Aethina tumida (small hive beetle)
Lineage: Eukaryota; Metazoa; Arthropoda; Insecta; Coleoptera; Nitidulidae
Gene: Dak1
Product: UMP-CMP kinase
Exons: 1
Coding region: 227-856 (209 amino acids)
Biological process (GO): CDP biosynthetic process; 'de novo' pyrimidine nucleobase biosynthetic process; UDP biosynthetic process
Cellular component (GO): nucleus; cytoplasm
Molecular function (GO): ATP binding; UMP kinase activity
Source: RefSeq, a predicted model, not a curated record